Molecule: messenger RNA, 2618 nt
Organism: Morone saxatilis (striped sea-bass)
Lineage: Eukaryota; Metazoa; Chordata; Actinopteri; Moronidae
Product: methylmalonate-semialdehyde dehydrogenase [acylating], mitochondrial-like
Exons: 12
Coding region: 104-1681 (525 amino acids)
Biological process (GO): thymine catabolic process; L-valine catabolic process
Cellular component (GO): mitochondrion
Molecular function (GO): malonate-semialdehyde dehydrogenase (acetylating, [NAD(P)+]) activity; methylmalonate-semialdehyde dehydrogenase (acylating, NAD+) activity
Source: RefSeq, a predicted model, not a curated record
CCUCUGCAACAUUUCUGCUAGCUGAAGUUCUCUUUACACUCCCGUGUCCUGUGGGUCGGUUGAAGGGCUUCGGAGCAGGAAAAGUGUAACUCGACUCUCCACAAUGGCAGCAAUUCUCCUCCGGUCACUUCUUAACAAGAAGGUCCCCCUCCAGCUGAGUCGUUGUUACUCCUCCUCCUCAGUGCCCACCACCAAGCUGUUCAUUGAUGGCAAGUUCGUUGAGUCCAACACGUCUGAAUGGCUCGACGUUCACAACCCCGCCACUAAUGAGGUGGUGGGACGUGUUCCCAAAGCUACCCAGGAAGAGAUGCUGGCGGCCGUGGACUCUUGCUCCAGAGCCUUCCACUCCUGGUCCGAGACCUCCAUCCUGAGCAGGCAGCAGAUCUUCCUGCGCUACCAGCAGCUCAUCAAGGAUAACAUUAAAGAACUGGCUAAAAUAAUCACCUUGGAGCAGGGCAAAACUCUCGCUGAUGCAGAGGGCGAUGUAUUUAGAGGACUCCAGGUGGUUGAGCAUGCUUGCAGCAUUACAUCUCUCAUGCUGGGGGAGACCUUACCUUCCAUCACCAAGGACAUGGACACUUACACCUACCGUCUGCCCAUCGGAGUGUGUGCUGGUAUUGCCCCUUUUAACUUCCCUGCCAUGAUUCCUUUGUGGAUGUUCCCCAUCGGUAUGGUAUGUGGCAACACCUACCUGAUGAAGCCCUCUGAACGCGUCCCAGGAUGCACCAUGCUCCUGGCCAAAAUGCUCCAGGAUGCUGGGGCACCAGAUGGUACACUCAACAUCAUCCACGGCCAGCACGCAGCGGUGAACUUCAUCUGUGACCAUCCGGCCAUCAAAGCCAUCAGCUUUGUGGGCUCCAACCCCGCUGGAGAACACAUCUACGAGCGGGGGUCCAAGAACGGAAAGAGAGUACAGUCCAACAUGGGUGCCAAGAACCAUGGUGUGGUGAUGCCUGAUGCCAACAAAGAGAACACCAUCAACCAGCUGGUUGGUGCUGCGUUUGGAGCAGCUGGCCAGCGCUGUAUGGCUCUCUCCACUGCUAUUUUUGUAGGGGAUUCUCGUGAAUGGCUCCCAGAGCUAGUGGAGCGCUCCAAAUCACUGCGUGUAAAUGCAGGCGAUCAGCCUGGGGCAGAUGUGGGGCCCCUGAUCUCUCCCGAUGCCAGGGCCAGGGUGGAGUCUUUGAUCCAGAGUGGGGUGGAUGAAGGUGCCAAGCUGCUGCUGGAUGGAAGAAAUGUCAACGUCAAAGGAUAUGAAAAUGGAAACUUUGUAGGACCCACCAUCUUGGCCAAUGUUACGCCGGACAUGAAGUGUUACAAAGAGGAGAUCUUUGGACCGGUGCUUGUCGUCCUGGAGGCUGGCGAUCUUGAUGAAGCGAUUUCUUUGAUCAACAAUAACCCCUAUGGCAACGGCACCGCCAUCUUCACCACCAAUGGAGCCACAGCACGCAAAUACACACAUGAGGUGGACGUUGGCCAGAUUGGCGUGAACGUGCCCAUCCCCGUCCCCCUCCCCAUGUUCUCCUUCACUGGCUCCAGAGGCUCGUUCAGAGGAGACACCAACUUCUAUGGCAAGCAGGGCAUCCAGUUCUACACUCAGAUCAAGACUGUGACGUCGCAGUGGAAGGCUGAGGACGCUACUUUGACGAGCCCAGCUGUUACCAUGCCAACCAUGGGACGCUAAGUUGACAGCACAUCCAGCAGAACCGUCACUGACUUGUCGUAUGCCUUAAAAAGAAGCACGCGGAGGGAAUUUGGAAAAAAAAACAAACAAAAAAACGUUACAUGUUGUUUUCACUGUUGAGAAAUAGUCACACGGGGGGGUGAUUAGCUGGUGAACUCUGAACAUCCUAAACAAUGUUGUUGCACAAACACACAAAUGCAAAUUAGACCUCAUUUGGAUAUGGGGGAAAUGAAGUGGACUGAUGCAAUGAAUGGUGCUGUGAGCCUCUUCAUUGGUUUCUUGUAUUUUGUAUCCUUUUUCUCCUGUUCUGAGCGGGUGGACGAUUAUUUAAUCAUGGUCAUUUUUGUGAUCGGCUGUGCACCCUGGUAUCACAUUUCUUAAAACCUACAGUAAAAAAACAAAAGGAUCAGGGAUUCUGCAUUUUAAAGAAUCAGCUGUCUUCCUCCAGUAUCCUCUGUGGUUCUUUAGCCUGUUACAAGGACACGCCCAUUCACUACACAACUCCAUUAAAACUGAAACAAUGGUUGCUGAGUUCUCUAAAUGUAUAUCCUACCGUAUGCUGUCCAGUGUUAGGAUUAAUGUGUCUUUUGUGUGUCUGAUAGAGGUUCACAGUUUUGUACUGUAUUGUCAGAGUGAUACUUUUUGUGGUCAUGAGUGAUAUAGAGGUUAAAUUGCAGUGUUUUACUUUACACAGACCUGACAUCUGAUAUUCUUUAUAAACCAUUGUGAUGAAAUCCCUGUGAUGAAACUGUUAGUAGUGCUGCAGUUACAGCACAGUAUGUGCUUGACACCUUUCCAUCCAAAGUAUUUGAGCUACUUCACACUUUGUCCCCUUGACUAUUUUAGGUCUUGUGGCUGAAGAUUAAGAGAUGAUAAUAAUGGUAUUUGAGUCUGUAGUUCACUGUUUGAAUAAAGAUUUGACUCAAAUGAAUUCUAA